AUGCUGCUGCCCCGGGCGGGUGGUGCCGCGGGCCGGGCCUCGCCGCCGCUGGCCGCCCUGUCCCAGGUGCUGCGGCUGGAGCGGAGCCGCCGCAGCGCCAUCGUGUUCCCGCUGCAGAAGCUGGAGCGGUACCUGGCGCCCGGCACGGACACGGCGCGGUUCCGCCUCUUCCAGCCCGGGCUGGCCGCCCUGCAGCGCGCCGAGGCGCUCUUCAGGUCCGGCCGCGGGCACUCCAUCGACUACGUGAGCUCCGCCGUGCGCAUGGACCAUGCUCCGCCGCCCGCCCUGCCCGAGGUGUGCUUCAUCGGCCGAAGCAAUGUGGGGAAAUCCUCUUUAAUCCGGGCCUUGUUUUCACUGGCUCCAGAAGUGGAAAUUAGAGUGUCAAAAACUCCGGGCCACACGAAGAAGAUGAAUUUCUUCAAAGUAGGCAAGUACUUUACACUGGUGGACAUGCCAGGAUAUGGCUAUCGCGCCCCACAGGACUUUGUUGAGAUGGUGGAGGCCUAUCUGCAGGAACGGCACAACUUGAAGAGGACCUUCCUAUUAGUAGAUGGUGUAGUUGGACUCCAGAAAACAGAUCACAUUGCAGUGGAGAUGCUGGAAGAGUUUGGGAUUCCUUAUGUGAUGGUGUUAACAAAAAUUGACCGAGCUUCCAGGGGAUUGUUGUUAAAGAAAGUACUGGAGAUUCAGGAGUUUGUAAAAGAGAACACUCAGGGAUGCUUUCCUCAGCUGUUCCUGGUCAGUUCUGUGGAGUUCUCGGGGGUUCACUUGCUCAGGUGUUUUGUAGCCCAUGUUACUGGAAACCUGCCCACUGUAGAGGCCUGCUGAAAAGACCUGCUGAUCUGCUUGGCUCAUCAGGAACAAAAGUAGGUGCAGCAGGGUAGCAUGCCUUGCUUGCAGACACUGAGUUGUCCCUGUUCCACAGGGAUGAAGGAAAGAACACAUCUUUCAUGGGAUCUGCUUUUCCAUGAGUGUUGGCUUGAAACAGAGUGGAAUAAAAGACUGAUGUCUAGAGGAGCCCUGUCCUGCACACUGUCAGGAGUCAGUGCUGCAUCUACCUUCUGUUUUGAGAUCCAGUAUGAAUUUCUGCAGCUCCACUUGGAGGAGCUGCCAGAUCUGAGGCACACCACCCAUGAUCUGUAUCGGCUCUACCGUGGCAGCCGAAGCACAACACUGAUGUGUGCUGCACUCUUUAGGGGAACUGCGUGCCACAGCAGCUGUGUCUGUUUCAGAGCACCUGAAACUAUCCAGUUACAAGGCAGAACUGGGCGAAAGGACAGGCCAUCAAUAGCAGUGCUCGUACAGGAAAACUUAGUCUGAAGCUAUGAAGUGCCUGUGUCAAACCCUGGCACUCAGUCUUUGUCAUGUCUUAACAUGGCCAAAUGUGGUUAUGCAGUUGUCAAAGUUACUUGCAUUAAGUGUUUAAACAUCAAGAAAGGAAAGUUCUUUUCUAAACCACUCUGACAGUGCAAAAGGAUUAGAAAUAUCACUUUCUUUACUAUGCAAUUUCUUGUAAGACACUAGUCAUGAGACAAGAUCUGUUUUCAGAAUAAAUGCAAGAAGAGGAGAACGUGACGAAUGCAGUAAAUGUGGCUCUCUAGCUUCUGUGUCUUAGUGAUCAAACCUGUAAUUCUGUUAA
This is a messenger RNA of Hirundo rustica (Barn swallow), 1639 nucleotides long. RefSeq names its product GTP binding protein 8 (putative) (gene GTPBP8). Lineage: Eukaryota; Metazoa; Chordata; Aves; Passeriformes; Hirundinidae. The transcript has 7 exons. Gene Ontology annotation, molecular function: GTP binding. Gene Ontology annotation, cellular component: mitochondrion. The coding region runs from base 1 to 828 and encodes 275 amino acids. The record is from RefSeq and is a predicted model, not a curated record.